GAGGCUUUCAUGAAAAGGAGGAAUAAGGCUCAUGAGACAUGACCUCUCAUCAACAGUUUAGAACAGGUUUCUUCUGCCACUUGUCCAGAAAUGUGUUCUGUCAAACAAUCCUGUUCAUUACCUGUGUCAACCCUUUUCAUAUUUCUCCCAUGAUGCCCAACUUGCAUUCAGCUUUCUCUGCUACACGCAGCACCAGCAUGAUGGGUGGCUUUCAGAGAGUCGUGACCUUUGACCGUCUGCUUGUCAACGAGGGUGGUGACUUCAACCCAGACACAGGCAUCUUUCGUUGUCGGAUCGCUGGUGCCUACUACUUCACACUGACAGUGGGAAGGUACCCUAAGAAGUUGCUGUCUGUGAUGCUGGUAAAGAACAGGCAGGAAGUGCGGGCUAUGGCAUAUAAUGAGUACAGGAAACAAGGUAGAAAAGUUCAAAGCCAGAGUGUCAUGAUUAGCCUGUUGCCCAUGGACACAGUAUGGAUGCUAGUGCAGCUGAACCCGGACUAUGCCCUUUACAGCAAUCUUGCCCCUUAUAUCACUUUUUCCGGCUACCUAGUAUACCCAGAGUCCACAUCCUCUGUGGGAUACCUGAGCAACCACCUUGGCCAUGAGUGCCUGCGCCCUGGAGACCCGGGUUAUAGCUGGAGAGAAGUCGCUGAAUAUCUCAGGUCUGCGUUUUCAGUAGCUAGGACAUCCUCUGUGCUGGGAGAAAGCAAUAGUCAUAACAAGAGGGAUGCUUUGACAUUCGAUGUGGAGUAUGUGAACAUCGGUGGACAUUUCAACAAGUCGUCUGGCCAAUUCAUAUGCCAAGUGCCAGGAGUGUACUUCUUUGCAUUCACAGUGGGGAAGCACCCUCGACGGGCUGUAUCAGUGAAGUUAAUGAAAGGGACAGGUGAGGUGCAGGCCAUGGUGUUUGAUGAGGACAUGUCACGCAAAAGAGAGAUGCAGAGCCAAAGUUUGUUGCUAGCUCUAAAUCAAGGUGAUAUCAUUUGGCUUUACAGCCAGCAAGAUGAGCACUACGCCGUUUACAGCAACCAAGGACGCUACACUACUUUCACAGGCUUUCUAGUCUACCCCAAGUCUGAUUUCAUGAACAAGGAAACUCUGCAGUGA
Messenger RNA from Clarias gariepinus (North African catfish), 1109 nucleotides. RefSeq names its product C1q and TNF related 13 (gene c1qtnf13). Gene Ontology annotation, molecular function: protein binding. The transcript has 2 exons. Lineage: Eukaryota; Metazoa; Chordata; Actinopteri; Siluriformes; Clariidae. Bases 39 to 1109 code for a protein of 356 amino acids. The record is from RefSeq and is a predicted model, not a curated record.